UUGCUUGGCACAAUGGAGUCUGUCUCUGCUGGUGGCAUAAGACAAUUGCUCCUCGGGAGGAACCGCUGCUUAUCAUGCUCAAGGCGCUAUCUUUCCCCCAAAAAUCCACUUUCUCUUUCGCCCGCAUUCCCUGCCAGGCAUUAUGCCUCCACUCCGAAUAACCGACGCAAGGCCACACAUAAUAACAACGGCUCUGACGAUACUCAAAACGACGGGAAUCCACUAGAAGAUUCAGAAUCAACUCAAGCGCAUCCAAUUUCAGGGUACUACUCGCUUAUUCUCUCGGCUCCUUCUCCCUACAGUCAAGCGACUACUUCACGUCCCGCUGCCGAAUCCCCGACGCCAGUUGAGCAGUCCCCGCAAGAGAAAAUGUCUAUUGUCUUUGGCAGCCGUCUUACUAGCCCCGGCCGCUCUUCCCGCUAUAACCCGAGUACCACCUCUCCGGAAUCGAGUUGGAAAACUGUUAACGGCGUACCAAUUCCACCGAAACCCGAGGAGCCUGAUAAUUGCUGUAUGAGUGGUUGCGCCCACUGCGUGUGGGACGACUACCGCGACGAGAUGGAGGAUUGGGCUGGAAGACUUGUAAAGGCCAAGGCCAAGGGCGCAUCGCAAAUCGCAACAGCGGAGAUACGUCAGACACCGAGACCCGAGGUUGAUUCUGCUAGUACAAGCAUGGACGACGAUGGUGGCGGCAGUGAUACCAACUGGUCUAUACCGGAACAAAAUGAUGAUCUGUUUGCCAGCAUACCCGUGGGAAUCAGAGAGUUUAUGAAAACGGAGAAGAAACUCAAGCAAAGACAUAAGGAUGAAGCCAACGCGUGAGCGGUCGAGUCGAGAACUUUGAUAUAAGAUAUUGGCUUGUUUGGUCAGCCUCUGGAUAUCUACUGCUUGAUAUUACAUACUCUGUGUCCUUUGACCUUAUCGGACGAUCUUUUGUGGAUAUAUAGACCAGAUAGAUUAUAUGUACAUAGUCACAACGAUACCACGAACCCGCAAAACAAACAAGAAUCUAAGCAAACGACUAGAAUAGAUCCCCUUUCCCACCUAUCAAAAAGACGAUCAACAUCCAAUGUCAACAGCGUCAAUUGACGUUGCUAAGGCUACUCCUAUUGGUCCGUGC
Messenger RNA from Aspergillus wentii DTO 134E9, 1120 nucleotides. Its product is annotated as oxidoreductase-like domain-containing protein. Bases 13 to 822 code for a protein of 269 amino acids. Gene Ontology annotation, cellular component: mitochondrion. The transcript has a single exon. The record is from RefSeq and is a predicted model, not a curated record. Lineage: Eukaryota; Fungi; Ascomycota; Eurotiomycetes; Eurotiales; Aspergillaceae.